Penaeus vannamei (Pacific white shrimp) is the source of this 945-nucleotide messenger RNA. NCBI's taxonomy places the organism in Eukaryota, Metazoa, Arthropoda, Malacostraca, Decapoda, Penaeidae. The record is from RefSeq and is a predicted model, not a curated record.
UCUAAACAGCCUCCCAUAUCCUUCUUUUCCAGAAUGAGGCAAUACAGAGCGCAGGCGGUGCUGGCUGUGGUGCUGGCGGUGGCGUGGUCGGCGUCGGGAAAGCCUCUGCCCGUGUCGGAGCCGGAGGAGAACGCCCUCAACGAAGUGUCGGAGGACAGCCUGCUGGUGCUGGUGCCGACGCUGCCGCUGGACGACCACGAGCGGUCGGGACAGGACCUCAAGAGGGAGGUGGAGUAUGAGGUCAUUUCCAUCCCCGGGGACCUGCUCAGGAGGGAAAUCCGCCAGGUGGCGCAGCAGUACGGGCCGCCCAGCUUAUCAUUUGGAGACAACAACAACAACAACAAUGGCGGCGGCUUCGUGGUGCAGGCGGACACCAUCCAGGAUUUCGGGGAGGUGAUCAACCCAGCUCCCACCAACUCCUACGACACUCCUUCCAGCUCCCAGUCCACCUCAGGAUUCACCUUCUCCGGCCCACCAAGCAGCCCGUCACCGACUCUCCCUCCGAAGCAGCCCGUCACCCUCCCACCCUGCCCCGAAGCCGGCCUUCACCCUGCCCACCCUGCCCCCGAAGCCGAACCUGAGCGCCUUGCUGGGCGGGGCCACGAGUUCCGCAGGACAGACCCUGGCCAGCGUGUCCAGCGGCGGCGCCCAGGCCGUGAGGUGGCUGGUGAACACCAAGUCGAACGGCAUCCAGACCGCGACCAGGGUAGCCAGCGACGGCCUGCAGUACGCGGGCCAGCUUAGUGCCGCCGUCCUGCGCGUCCUCCUGCAGGUGCCCGCCAUCAAGGCGCGCGUGCUCUCGGAGAUCAUCGAGGCGUCGCAGCCCCUCGUGUACGCCGUGAGCGACGUCCUCUCGGAGUCCGCCGACGACAUGGGCGACAUCCUCCAGGCCAAGACCGCCAUCGUCAGUGACACCAUGAACAUCAUCAUCAAACUCAUCCAAGA